AUGCCAAACGAUAUCUCGAACAUGUAUGAAACUGAAGAUGAGUCGUUGGAGGUGCUGCUCGAUGAAAUAAAAAAUAAGGAACAGUCUCUUAGAAAUGUUGUGUUCCAGCUCCACAAGUCUUCCGUUCAAGAACAAGCCCAACGAACGACACUUAUUACCAAAGCCGAACAAUACUACCAUCAAGCGAAGGAGAACAUUUUGCAACUCAAAGAUGAUCUUGCACUCUAUGAAGGAAAUAAGAAACAGUUCUAUCAACUGGAAAUGAAGAAAUUGGAAAAGGCUAUUGCUCAGAGUUAUGAUGAUUUGAGCCAGAUGAAACUUCAGAAGAAUGAAAUGAAUGAAAGAGCAACCUCAACAACUCCGAGGGUAACAAAUAUCAGUCCCUCUUCAACCGAAGGAAAGGCAACCACUUCUAACGGGUCAACCACUAAGGUUGGAAAGACGAAAUCUCCAACGCAGAAUCAUCAUGAACUUGACGGUUCUAUUAUUGUUAUGGACGACCACGAAGGAAGUGUUCAUUCAUUUCCACCUCCCAUGCAACAAGGUCAUUCUCGAGUCGAUGAAAUUCUAACUGUCUAUGAUGAAAAUAAUGAAAUUUUAAACAACAUGAUUAGAAUUGGAGAUGAAACGAUCCAGAUUGGAGCAUCGGCUGCUGAAAAGUUACGAGAUCAAUCGAAACGAAUGGACGACAUUCAAAAAAACUUGGACGAGCUCGGGGAUGGCUUAAAGAGAGCGAAAAAGGAGCUGAACGGAUUCAUACGAGGAACAAAUUGCGAUAAGGCAGUGAUAUGUAUUUUCAUUAUUGUUAUUUUACUAAUGGUCGCUGUGAUUAUUGGAUGGCAAGUUGCAAAAUAUGUUUGUAUUAAGGGUGUUACCAACACUUGUGUGGGAGGUUUUUCAAAUUCUUCUUCGUCGUCAUCAUGA
Messenger RNA from Naegleria lovaniensis, 924 nucleotides. RefSeq lists its product as uncharacterized. The coding region runs from base 1 to 924 and encodes 307 amino acids. NCBI's taxonomy places the organism in Eukaryota, Heterolobosea, Eutetramitea, Acrasida, Naegleriidae. The transcript is spliced from 2 exons. Gene Ontology annotation, cellular component: ER to Golgi transport vesicle membrane; endoplasmic reticulum membrane; Golgi apparatus. The record is from RefSeq and is a predicted model, not a curated record. Gene Ontology annotation, molecular function: SNAP receptor activity; SNARE binding. Gene Ontology annotation, biological process: vesicle fusion.